Jatropha curcas is the source of this 2058-nucleotide messenger RNA. The record is from RefSeq and is a predicted model, not a curated record. NCBI's taxonomy places the organism in Eukaryota, Viridiplantae, Streptophyta, Magnoliopsida, Malpighiales, Euphorbiaceae.
CUCCUUCCUUCUUGGGUAUUUGCCCACUGUUUUCUUCCUUGGUAGUCUGUGUGUGAUCUCUGUUAUUCCUAGGCUACAAUUUUGCGUGAUUGAGGGUUUUCCAGAGCGUCUAUGGUCUAUGUUUUUUGAGUUAAUUCCUGGAAGUUCUUUACUUCUCUAUUAAAUUUUUUUUUCCUGAUGGAAGUUUCUACCUUUGGAAGUGUCUUACGUUAGGGUUUUGAAUUUUCUAGUGUUUUGAAUUUUUGGUGUAUGUUGCUGUGAUACUCUGGUUGGAUAUGCAAUGUAAAUUUAAUAAAAUUAAGAUCCAUUUUUUUUAGAAAUUUAAGUUUGUUAUUGGAUUCAAUUUUGAAGUUUGAGUGGACUGUCUGAUUCUUUUUUAAUGUAAACCUGAAUUGAAGAGGAAUAGAGAAAAUUGAAAAAUUAGUAAGGCUAGUUUGAGUUGAUCGGAUUCUUUUUUAGCUGUUUGACACUGUUUUAUUCAGAUAUAUACGAAAUGGGGACUAAUCUCAACUUCAAGAACUUCACCAAUGACCCUGUGUCCGACACCGGUGGGGGAAGCCGACUACCGGGGAAUUUCCCUUUGGCCAGGCAGACAUCGAUCUAUUCCUUGACCUUUGAUGAGUUACAGAGUACCAUGGGGGGAAUAGGAAAGGAUUUUGGAUCAAUGAAUAUGGAUGAGCUACUUAAAAACAUAUGGACUGCAGAGGAGACACAGAAUAUGGUAGCCGCCUCUACUGGGCCUCAAGAGAGUCUGCAGCGCCAGGGCUCGUUGACACUUCCUCGAACUCUUAGCCAAAAGACAGUGGAUGAAGUGUGGAAAGACAUCUCAAAGGAAUAUGUGAAUGGGGGUGGCACUGGAGGUGGAGUAGCUAAUGUGCCCCAGAGGCAGCAGACUUUGGGAGAGAUGACUCUAGAGGAGUUUUUGGUGAGAGCUGGGGUGGUGAGAGAAGAUGCUCAAAUAGCUGGGAAAAUUAAUGCUAAUGGUGGUUUUUAUGGUGAUCUGGCAAGGUCAGGGAAUAAUUCUGGUUUUGGACUUGGGUUUCAGCAGAAUAGGGUUCUGGCAUUAAACAGUAAUAAUACUAAUCAGAUUUCUAUGCAUUCCUCGAAUUUACCUUUGAACGUUAAUGGGGUCAGAUCAAAUCAGGCACAAGUACAGCAGCAGCAGCAGCAGCAGCAGCAGCAGCAGCAGCAAAUAUUUCCUAAGCAGCCUACUUUGGGAUAUGUGACACAGAUGCCUCUGCAGACUAGUCCUGGAAUUAGGAGUGGAAUCAUGGGAAUUGGAGAUCAGGCGCUUGGUGGUGGUUUGAUGCAGGGUGGAGGUUUGGGAAUGGUUGGAUUAGGAGGUGUGGCGACAGGAUCACCUGCAAACCAGCUAUCCUCGGAUGGGAUCACAAAGAGCAACGGUGAUACUUCUUCAGUAUCACCAGUUCCCUAUGUCUUUAAUGGAGGUUUACGAGGAAGAAGAGCAACUGGUGCUGUGGAGAAGGUGGUUGAAAGGAGGCAGAGAAGAAUGAUUAAGAACAGAGAGUCAGCUGCAAGAUCACGGGCUCGCAAGCAGGCUUAUACUAUGGAGUUGGAAGCUGAAGUUGCAAAGUUAAAAGAGGAGAACCAAGAAUUGCGAAAGAAACAGACAGAAAUCAUGGAGAUGCAGAAAAAUCAGGUAUUAGAGAUGAUGAAUCAAGAGCAGGGAGCCAAGAAACGAUGCUUAAGGAGGACUCAGACAGGUCCAUGGUAAAGUGCAGGCAUGGUUGUGAUUAUACAGAUGAAAAUUAUGUAUGGUAGGUGGCUGUACAUAUUUGAGAGAAGUGCUACUUUUUGUAGAUUAAGAAAAUGCAAGUUCACAAUGGAGGAGAUGAUAAUUUUACCGUUGAUGUAGAUUAAAUCUUCCUAUAUCUGUUCUCUAUUUGCUUCUAUUCAGAACUUCCUGGUUAGGCAUAGCAGUGGAAGGGAUGAGAUAGCAAUUUCGUCUUUUGUAGUUCCAUACAUGUUUUAAAGCAUUUUCAAAACGGUUUGAAGCAGUUCCAUUUAUAAGUUGCAACAAAAUGGUUUUUGCUUUAA